AACAUAGGUGCUCACAGUCGGAAUCAGCACUUCGACAAGAUGAAAGUUUUCGCAAUUUUGGCGCUGUGCUUCGCCGCGGUUUCUGCCGGUCCGGAAGAGGACCUUUGGCUGCAGUACAAUAGGCGCAUGCCAGGUGCCUACUAUUCUCUGAAGGAACCGAUCCCGCGAGAGCCCGUGACCGGAAGAGUCGUCGGAGGCAUCGAUGCCGAUAUUCAGUAUUUCCCAUACCAGCUUUCACUGCGACGCGGCGGUUCUCACAGUUGCGGUGCGUCGGUUAUCUCUUCUAAUUGGGCUCUAUCUGCUGCUCACUGCACUCACCCGUUGCCCGAUGUUAGCAUAAUUACUCUCUUCGGCGGUAGCUCCAGCCGUCUUGAUGGAGGUGUGGUCUUUGCGGUCGCAGAAAUCGUCAACCACCCGGACUACAACCCAUGGAACAUUGAAUUGGAUGUUUGCGUGCUGCGUACUGUGGACCCACUAGAGGGAGUGAAUAUCCAAACCAUUCCUCUAGUACCGGCCGAUACUUAUUACCCAGGAGGUACGCGUGCUGUGCUGUCCGGAUGGGGUUUGACGAGUGUCCCUGGAUCGCUUCCCACGAUUCUACAAAUGGUGGACAUCCCAGUCAUUGAUCAGGCAACUUGCAUAGCGGGUUGGCCAGCUGGUUGGGUUACUGACGAUAUGCUGUGCGCUAGUGAGCCAGGGCGUGAUGCUUGCAACGGAGACAGCGGUGGUCCAUUGGUAACCGGAGGUCGCCAGAUCGGUCUCGUGUCUUGGGGAGCAUCCAACUGCUUGGGCAAUGAGCCCGGAGUUUACGCUCGUGUUGCUUAUCCUGCUAUUCGCAACUUCAUUACUGAAAUUACCGGAGUGUAAAAGUUUUGACAGAUUAGCAGAAUAAAAUUAAAUUUAAUAUGUACAUAAUGGA
Molecule: messenger RNA, 919 nt
Organism: Armigeres subalbatus
Lineage: Eukaryota; Metazoa; Arthropoda; Insecta; Diptera; Culicidae
Product: trypsin alpha-4-like
Exons: 4
Coding region: 40-867 (275 amino acids)
Biological process (GO): proteolysis
Molecular function (GO): serine-type endopeptidase activity
Source: RefSeq, a predicted model, not a curated record